GCAAUACCUUCAGAUCCAGAUUCAUAGCGCCUAAGACUAUGGUGCAUAAUACUGUAGUAGCUGAACGCUCAGCGUGCGACUUCUGUCAUUCGAGAAAGAUCAAAUGCGAUCGGCAGUGCCCAUGUGCCAAUUGCAUCGAAGCCCUAGUAGAUUGCCGCAGAGAUCGACCCAAGAAAAGCAGGCGCCCGAAUGGAGCUCGCGCGGCCUGCUUGUCUGAAAGGCUUGCUGCGCUCGAGUCAUCAGUUGCCGGUCAUCCAUCUCACGACGGCCCAACUCGUCAUGCGGUAGCAGAUGGGUUACCAGAGCAGGAGAUUAUUACGAACGACGAAAGGAUUGUGAGGCAAUCGUCGAAUCCCUUGGAUAGAAACGCCAGAGAUGGCUUGACCCAGCAAACCUCAGAGGGUUCUCGAUUUCUGCAAUGCGUACUUGGAGCAAACCCAUCGCUCGGAAUAUGCAAAUAUAAGGUGAUGCGGGAGGCGAUUGACUUUGUCAGUCGGUUCUCUAGUACAUCGAACCCAUACUUUGCGACCGAUGCUUUUGACCCGUCUGAAUCAAGUAGUGAGCUUGAGUCAAAGGGGUUUCCGCCUGAGCUGUUAUAUAUGAUGUCAAUGAAUACUGAGUCGAAUACCACGAAAGUGUCAUUCUGGCCGGAUCACGUUUCGUUUCAGACCUUGGAAAGAAUGUGCUUGUCCCUUAUCGAAGGGAAAGAGGACCACCACACGCUUACUUGUUACCGUGUCUGCGUCUAUAUGAAAGCUGCCUUUUUGCUUUGCCGAUUACCAAAGAAAGAUCGGAGUGUGCCACUGCGAAGGCGUCUUGAAAAAAGUAAAAAGCAAUAUGAACGCGAGAUACAUCAAGCUCUUUCCGAGAUCGACUAUCUUGCACGCCCAAGUUUGGUUCUCCUGCAAGCAUUUCUGUCGGGUGCACUAUUCAUGCAGAACCAAGGUGACAUGUCCCGAAGCUGGACGUUAGCAGCGCUAGCAUCUCGAACCUUGGUAUCUCUCAAUUAUCACUCGAUUGACUCGCUUAGGUUCAUUGAUGAAACAAAUCGUGACAUAUAUGGGUCCUUGUAUACGUGUUACUAUCUUGACAAAAUGCUCAGUGUGCUCCUUCUCAGAUCGCCCUCCCUUCCAAGGCUAAAGGUCAAACCAGCAGACUUGGUUUUGUUGGACCCUCAGUUUCCUCUCAGUGCCAGUAUCAAAAUUAUGGUUGAGUUUGCACAAAUCCAGGAAGGUGUUCUCGAUAUACUCAACUAUACCAAUAAGAAUGAUCAAGUCGCUGUGAUUCCCAACCUUAUACGGAGCAUGCAUGGCAUACAUGCACUGAUACAAAAGCACCAAAAUGAACCACCGUUCCGCGAAACGACCUAUGAAUGGGCUGCCAUCGAAUAUGGCUAUUAUGCACUACUCGCUAGUGUGUUGCACUUGAACCAACGUAUUGUACAAGAUCGAUCAAUCCGGGAAGAUUGCCUGUUGGCUUCUCGACAAGCGCUCAUACGCCUGGGAAAAAUUCAGGACGAGAUGUACAUCGAUGCGAAUUUCCUUGAUGAGUAUCCAUACUUUCUCACCUGGACAUUACUGUUCUACCCACUUAGUCCCUUUUUUGUCCUUUUCAGCAACGUUGUAUUUUCAGCGCACCUCGAUGACUAUGCAUUGAUGGCCACAGUCACCAAAGGGGUUUCGCGCUUUGUGGACAUGCAUCCCUCUGUUGCUGGGAUACAUAAGCUUUUCUCUGCUUUCCUGAGAAUGGUUGGGCCUCUGGUCCAUAAUCGCUCGAACCCCCCGCUUUCUCAACCGAAUUCGGAUGCUGCAGCGCAGAGAAAUGAACACACCAAUCUCACCAGGAUGGCGACUCCACAUCGUCCAACAGACAUCGAUAAUUCCAUUUACUCAAACGUCGUCCAAGGUGGGAUUGAUCUGCCAGACCAAGGUGUUGCCAGUCAAGACGGGCAGGUUGCCCCGGACGAUGAACUCGUAUGGGACUUGAUAGAUUCUCAACCAUGGCUGGGAUGGAUGAGAUCGGAUGCCUUGACAGGCAAUCCCGCCUCCAAUUGGCUAUUGUAGCCAUCUUUUGUAAUUCAUAAUAUGACCAUUUUACAGGCCAUUAUUCCAAGAAAUACAGAGUCCGGACUACGGGAGCUGACAGGGGACAUUUCGCCAUCAGCUCAGCGCUAAUUUCUACUGUCUGCAAAUGCACUUUCUCGUGAUAAAGUGUGGUGGUUACCUUUAAUCAUAACGUACCCAACUUGUCAG
Aspergillus pseudonomiae is the source of this 2252-nucleotide messenger RNA. RefSeq names its product Zn(II)2Cys6 transcription factor. The record is from RefSeq and is a predicted model, not a curated record. Gene Ontology annotation, molecular function: zinc ion binding; DNA-binding transcription factor activity, RNA polymerase II-specific. The transcript is spliced from 8 exons. NCBI's taxonomy places the organism in Eukaryota, Fungi, Ascomycota, Eurotiomycetes, Eurotiales, Aspergillaceae. The coding region runs from base 39 to 2063 and encodes 674 amino acids. Gene Ontology annotation, biological process: regulation of DNA-templated transcription.